Seriola dumerili (greater amberjack) is the source of this 1656-nucleotide messenger RNA. RefSeq names its product eukaryotic translation initiation factor 4E binding protein 2 (gene eif4ebp2). Bases 210 to 554 code for a protein of 114 amino acids. Lineage: Eukaryota; Metazoa; Chordata; Actinopteri; Carangiformes; Carangidae. Gene Ontology annotation, molecular function: eukaryotic initiation factor 4E binding. The record is from RefSeq and is a predicted model, not a curated record. The transcript is spliced from 3 exons. Gene Ontology annotation, biological process: negative regulation of translational initiation. Gene Ontology annotation, cellular component: cytoplasm.
CGCUGACUUCAUAUCCGCCCGCAGCCUGUCGUGCUUCCUGCCUUGCUGAGGGAGGGGACGGUGCUGACGGCUGGGAGGACGAAAGGAGAAAGAAAGCUUUUGGGAAGAUAAAAGAGAGAGGGGAACGGCCCGGGUUUCCACCGUCCGUCGGGAAAUAAACACCCCAGAUUCCUGUAGCUGCUGGAUUCGUCACCAAAUCAGCGCUGAAAAUGUCGACCAGUCGUCAGCUUAGCGAGAGCAGGGCCAUCCCGACCAGGACGGUGUUGAUCAACGACACAACGCAGCUACCUCAUGACUAUUGUACCACCCCUGGAGGCACUUUAUUCUCUACCACUCCUGGAGGAACCCGGAUCAUCUAUGACCGCAAGUUCCUACUGGAUAGGCGUAAUUCUCCCAUUGCCCAGACUCCCCCAGCUCACCUGCCUGUCAUCCCCGGGGUGACCAGCCAAAACGUCCUGAGUGAGAACCAGAAGAAUGAAGCCAACAACCACAUCAACAACCAUGAUGGCAAGCCCACAACCGGUGAUGACGCGCAGUUUGAAAUGGAUAUCUAACUGUCUGGAACCACACCAGCAAAAGAAAAUGACCUGGCAUCAACGUGCCAGUGGCUUGGCUUGUAGAAACCAAUGUUGUGAGCCCUCAUGGCAGCCAUCUUCUUUAGCUCUCUGUCUCGCUGCUGGAUGUAAUGUGUGUAAACCAUGGGGAUUCAGUAUAUCAUACAUACAGGUACAGUGUGACCAACUCUGGAAGCUAGGUUUAUUUGAAUAGAUUUCCAUGGUUACCAAAUGCUGUACAAAUCAACAACCACACAACACAGGGAGCGGGCCUGCAUAUGAAAUACCAAGAAACAUUGUCCAAUUAGUAGAUUGCAGUGCUCAUUUUACAGCUUUCUGAGUCAGGAUCCUUAACAGAGCACACUGUAAAACUGAUCAUAUUCCAAAUUAAUUGGGGGAGGAAGUGGUAAUUUUCAGUACUGGCCUUAGAAUCAGUCAAAAGUUUUGAUAUUCAUCACAGUCUUUGGUUUUGAAGGCGCUUGUAAGCAUGUUAUUUAAGUGAUUUUUUUUUCUUUUGGAACUACUUGAAAAGCUCCACAAUCUAUUCGCGGUUGUUUGGUCAGUUUAGUUUCCCCUGAUGCUACGUAAAGGGAUGCUGUUUUGUUUUUAUUUUCCAAUUAGGUGAAAAUUUCAUGCCAUUCCAAGAUUUUACUUUCCAUAAGCAACACGAGCCUGUGUGAGUUUCCAAUUUUCAGGGGAAAUCAUUUUUUCAAAAAUAAUUUUAGGCUGUGAUUUAAUUGUUUCAUAAUCAAAUGAUUGUAUUUCCCACUAUGAUAUAAAGCUAAUUGUAAAUCUAGCAACUGCGGACAAGAUUUUCAUUUAGAAUUAAAUUUCAGUAUAACAAUAUCAGGUCACUUGGUUCAUCUUCAUUCUGUCGAGAUCUUGCAAUAAAUGUUAUCUACACAUUUCUUUCCUGCUAAGAAAAGUGAAUACACCUUUAAAACCUACUUUAACUUAACUGGUUUUGUUGUGCUGGCAAGAUCUUUGUGUUUAUAAUUUGGCAACAUCUGUCAGAUGUUUUUCAAUAUUCAAACCAGGUAAACAUUUAGAAAUAUAUGGAAAUGGUUAAUAUCCCAGUGUUCGUUCAAUAAAAAAAAAAAAA